Molecule: messenger RNA, 4751 nt
Organism: Neoarius graeffei (lesser salmon catfish)
Lineage: Eukaryota; Metazoa; Chordata; Actinopteri; Siluriformes; Ariidae
Gene: ltb4r2a
Product: leukotriene B4 receptor 2a
Exons: 5
Coding region: 305-1381 (358 amino acids)
Biological process (GO): phospholipase C-activating G protein-coupled receptor signaling pathway; complement receptor mediated signaling pathway; positive regulation of cytosolic calcium ion concentration
Cellular component (GO): plasma membrane
Molecular function (GO): leukotriene receptor activity; complement receptor activity
Source: RefSeq, a predicted model, not a curated record
AAACUCCACCUAUUUAGAUUUGUGUCAAAACUGACAGCAAGAGGAGGAACGUGAGAGACAUCGGAGAGCACAAAGAGAAGAUCACGGAGAAUAAGCUCGAGAAUAAGAUGAAGGGGUGUGGAAUGUAGAGAUUGUGGAAACUGUGCAGGACAACUAGCCAAUGCAUACAAUCUAGAGAACGAAGAGAAGAGAAAUCCAGUAUCUCUCAACUGACGUGACUAGUUAUUUUUUAUUUUCACCUUCUGUUUUCUGUCUUUUCCGUCCUGCAGAACUUCAGGAACAGGAACAGAUCAUCACCAUCAUCAUGAGCAUGCCCACUUCCCCAGCCAAUGCAAUGGUCCCGACUAUCCUCACCAGCAGCACUGGAACAAUGGCAGGAGCUGUGAUCCUGUCCGUCGCCUUCAUCCUCGGCAUUCCCGGCAACCUCUUCGUUAUCUGGAGCAUCGUUGCGAGAACACAACGCCGUUCAGUCACCACCACGCUUAUUCUUAACCUGGCCUGUGCAGAUGGCUUUCUCAUGGUGCUCACGCCAUUCUUCAUCAUCUACCUCAUCCAGCGGACCUGGAUCUUUGGCCUGUCCAUGUGCAAGGUCCUGUUUUACUUCUGCUGUGCCAACAUGUAUGCCUCCAUCUUCCUGAUCACAUUGAUGAGCCUGCACAGGCUGGUGGCCGUGGUGUGGCCGCAUCGUCUCGCCACAUUCAGCUCGCGCAAGACUGUUGUCUGGACACUUUUGGCGACCUGGAGCCUGGCUUUGGUUCUGGCUGUGCCUGUUUUGGUGUUUAGAAAAUUAGAAAUCAGAGGCAACAAUACUGUGUGUGACUGUCUGCACAACAAGACUGAACAUGCGGUGAUGCAGUAUUCUCUGGAGACAGCUCUCGGCUUUGUCCUGCCCUACAGCUUGAUUGUGAUCAGUUAUGGAAGGGUUCUUCUCAGGAUUCGCCGCACGCGUUUUCAGAGACGCAUUCGUAGCGAAAAACUCAUCCUGAUCAUCGUGGUCACCUUCGCACUCUUCUGGCUGCCGUACCAUAUCGUCAACAUGCUACAGGUGGCUGAAAAUUUGCUUAACAGCAAGGGAAAAGAAAUACGUACAAUCCGGACGUUCAUGAGACCCUUUGCUGCUGCAGUGGCCUUUGUCAGCAGCUGCAUUAACCCCAUCCUGUACAUGUGUGUAGGAAAGGCGUACAUACGCCACGCAGGUCUGGCCUUCAUGGCACGUCUCUUCGAGGCCACAGGACGUGAUUCAUCAUCUCGUAAAUCUCAUAACCAGCAGCGUGAAAUGGCAGAAAAUGAUGCACUGCGUGAUAAGGAGUCUGAAUCCACAACAAGUGCAAAUACAAGCAUUAACAUCAAAAUGACACACAUUCAAAAUGGGAAACAGUGAGAUGGGAAACCUCCAGGAGUUGCUGGAGGUUCACAUGUCAGAUAAGAGAAAAAAAAUUUCAAAGCACAUCCUAUGAGGUCAUGAGGAGUUUUUAUUGUGAUAUACCAGCGUGACUGGCGGGAUCAGGUGAAUAUUGCCUUCUUACUCUGAGUGAAAGUCCUGCUGAUCUCUCGUAGUUCAUGUCUCUGUCCAUCAGGUGGCAACAAAAACAUUUCUUUGACUCAUCGCUGCAGUUAAGUGGAUCAGCAAAGAGCUGAAGUCCUGAUACUUUGGAUAAAUGCUGUGUUUCAAUCCAAAAUGACUGCUUUCAACACACUUUGGGAUUCAUUUCAGCACUCAAAGACAGAUCUUUUUUUAUACCGUAUCAGGUCAUUUCAUGUGACUGGAUGUCAUCUUUAAGUGAUUUCAAAAAACAAAACUGCAAACCUGACAUACAAACUUUACACCAAGGUAAAAUCUGGAAUCCCAAGAUGUCACUCAUCAUCAAAAAAACAUAUAGUUGAAAGCAAAACUUUGUGCACCCUUGGGAGAAAAAUAAUGAAGGGAAGACUAGACACUUCUAGCACUUAAAGUCAGCAGUGUAAAAGUUUGCAUCUCCUUCUGAAUGUGAAAUAAAUGUUCUCAAAAAUUAUUAACGAAUAUAAAUAUACACACACUGUCCACUUUAAUAUGAACAUCUGGCGAGAUGAAGAUUUUAUGAUUGAAAAGAUCGUCUGGUCUUUUUCCAAUCUUUGCCUGUCUAAUUCUGAUGAAGGUGUGACACAUUGAGAUGCUUUUUUGCUCACUGUGGUUGUAAAGAGUGGUUAUCUGAGUGAUCAACCUAGCUUCCUGUUAGCUAGGCCUAGUCUAGUCACUCUCCUCUCUCAUCAAUGUGAUGUUUCUGCCCUCAAAAAUCCUGCUCACUGAGUGAUUUUUUUUUUUGCAUCAUUCUGUGUCAAUCCUUAUGAAAGUCCCAGCAGAUCAACAAUUUCUGUGUCAUGUAAUGAUGCACUGAGCUGCUGUGACAUGAUUGGCUGACUGGAAAACUGCAUGAGUGUGCAGGUGAACAGUUGUUCCUAUGAAACUGGUUGGUGAGUGUACAUCCAGGUCAUGAGAUCAAAUAGAAGUAAAAUGUAGAUAUUCUAUAAAAUAUAUUCUAAGUACCCCGUGUCCGCGUGGGUUUCCUCCGGGUGCUCCGGUUUCCCCCACAGUCCAAAGACAUGCAGGUUAGGUUAACUGGUGACUCUAAAUUGACCGUAGGUGUGAAUGUGAGUGUGAAUGGUUGUGUGUGUCUAUGUGUCAGCCCUGUGAUGAUCUGGUGACUUGUCCAGGGCGUACCCCGCCUUUCGCCCAUAGUCAGUUGGGAUAGGCUCCAGCUUGCCUGCGACCCUGUAGAACAGAAUAAAGUGGCUAGAGAUAAUGAGAUGAGAUAUUCUAAGUAUUACUGUUUUAUCCAUAUGUUUUGGAUUGUUGUCUUGUUCUGGGACAUGCCCACUUUUCAUUCAUGAAUUUUUUUUGUGUAAAAUACAGAUGUUUUUCCCUUUUUUUGCAUUCAAACUUUUACACUCAUCUCAAACUGAUGACAGACUGAGGAGAAAAACACUUUAAUAAUGUUUAAAUACGAAAACCUUGGGACAGGAUGUUGAAAUUCAAAUUAAAACUGAAAACUAUGAUUUGUAAAUAAUCUUUGACCUGUGUUGCACUCAGAACAAUACAAAAGCACUUUAUUUGAUGUUUUACUUCAUGUAUUGUAUUGUUUUUUCAAAAUAAACACUUCAAUUUUGAUUCUUGUAACACACUUCAAAAAAAUUUGGGACGGUAAAGCAGUUACUAUUUUAUCAUUUUUCCAUUCCUUCUCACAGCAUUUAAAAGAUGUUUAUGGACUGAAGAUAGCAAGUGACAAAACGUUUCAGGUGUUAUUUUGUCCCAUUCUUCCUGCAAACAAGUCUUAAGGUGUGUAACAGUACAGGGUCAUCAUUGUCAUAUUUUUCUUUUCAAAACUCACCACACAUUCUCUAUUGGGGACAGAGGGGACAGGCAACCUCUCUUUCCACAGCCAUGCCUUUGUAAUGUGUGCAGAAUGUGGUUUUGUAUUGUUGAAAUCUCCCUAGAAAAGAUGUCGUCUUGAAGGCAGCAUAUGUUACUCCAAAAUCUCAGUGCACUUUUCUGCAUUAAUGCUGCCAUCACAGAAGUGUAAGUUACCUUUACCAAGGGCACUGACACAACCCCAUACUAUCACAGACUCUGGAUUUUGGACUUGUUCCUGGUAACAGUCUGGAUGGUCCUUUUCGUCUUUGGUCUGGAGCACACAGCCUCCAUUUCUUCCAAAUAAGAAUGGAAUACGGGUCCUUCGGACCACAAUACAUGUUUCCACUGUGUGAUGGUCCAUCCCAGAUGCCUUGAGCCCAGAGAAGUCGACGCGGUUUCUGGACACAGUUAACAUAGGGCUUCCUUUUUGCACAGUAAAGUUUUAACUGGCAUUUGUGGAUGUAACUCUGUAUUGAAGCUUGACAAAGGUUUGCCAAAGUAAUCCCAAGCCCAUGUGGUUAUAUCAGCUAUACAGUGGUGCUUGAAAGUUUGUGAACCCUUUAGAAUUUUCUAUACCCUUAGCAAAAAGUAGUAUACUUAAAGUUCAUUUUAUUAAGUAUGCUUCAGUAUGAGUAUAAGUAUAGCAAGUAUACUACAGACCAUGUACUUUUAGUGUACUAGAAAGUAUACAAAUUUAAUACUUUUUCGGACUAAAUUGGAACAUUUCAAGUUUAUAAAAGUAUACUUUAAAGUUCAUUUUAAGUUUGCAAAAGUACACUUUAAAGUAUACAACAAGUACACUCAUCUAUAUACUUGGUAUAUCCCUCUUGCAUGCUUAAAGUAUACCACAAGUACACUUAUCGAUAUACUUCUUUUUUUGGGCUUUUUUCACCUUUAAUGGAUAGGACAGUGUAGAGACAGGAAAUGAGCAGGAGAGGGAUCAGGACAUUACCUUGGGUUGGAAUCGAACCCAGGUCCCCAGAUUUAUGGUAUGGCACUUUAGUUGACUGAGCCACAACACCCCUUAGUUACAUACUUCAAGUCCCUAUUUUUAGUUUAUUAUUGUAUACUUUAAGUAUACUGUUAUAAACGUUGGUUAUUUCACUAGUUUACUUGUUGUACUUUAAGUUUGCUUGGCAUAUUACUUGUAGCUUACUAUUUAUAUACUGGAAAUAUACUCCUUAAUGUAUUCUUAAAGUUUACUCAUACUGUAUGUACACAAGAGUGUGAUGCAUUUACAAAAUCACAAGACAGAAUGUUGAAAACAAGUUUGAUAUAUUUUCAAACAUUUCAAAAAUAAAGAACUAUGAAAUCAAGUCCUUCCUUACUGGAGAAAUUGAUCAAUAAAGUCAAGUCAAAAGUU